Phymastichus coffea is the source of this 1975-nucleotide messenger RNA. RefSeq lists its product as uncharacterized. The transcript is spliced from 4 exons. The coding region runs from base 785 to 1786 and encodes 333 amino acids. NCBI's taxonomy places the organism in Eukaryota, Metazoa, Arthropoda, Insecta, Hymenoptera, Eulophidae. The record is from RefSeq and is a predicted model, not a curated record. Gene Ontology annotation, molecular function: oxidoreductase activity.
GCUGACGAUCGGCACAGGCCGGCACUGUCGAGACUGACCCGUCGGCUUUUGGCCUCGCCUCCGCGAAGAUCCGCGAUCCGCGAUCCGCGAUUCGCGAAAAACGCGCGGAGAGCCGGAGGACGCUCGGGGGCAGGUGCCGCUCGGCCGCGAUCGGCCUCGAAAAUUCGAGCGACUGACCGUGAACUAGCGGCAGCAUCGGACGAGGUGGGUCGCUCGUGCAAACACCGCGGCGAAAGACGGCAGGACGGGCGCGCGGCGAGGUCCGCGUCCACGGCAACGUCGAGCAAUUAGCAUAAAUUCUUAUUCGGCCGUAGGCGAGGCAGGCGAGCCUAAUGGGCCGCCCGAAGCGGAGGCGAAGCGCGGCAUCCGCGGCGGCUCGCGCGAUUAGGACGCGCGCCCGUAAAGGACAGCGAUAGCCGGCUAGCGCCCGCGGCGCAGCAAAGCGCUCGGCCUCUCGCAGCCUUUCGCAACAAUUUUCGAAAGGCGGCUGCGAGCGAGCGGACGUGCCGGAUCGGCCGCGCGUCCCGCAGCUCUCGGCCUAUAACAGGCUGACUCUGGCUCGGCUCCGGUCAGUCGCCGUCGCCGAUCCGCUUCCACGAGACGCGCCGGGCAGCGAGGGCCGACCGCGAGAGCAGCGCAGCCGGCCGCCGAUCCGAGGUGCCAAUUGGUCGGUCAACUGGCGCGCGUCAUCCGCGACGCGCGCGGGCGCGGGCCUCGGGCGGGCGCGUCCGGCGUCUCGGACGGGCCGCUCGAGCAACUCGCCUGUGCAGCCCUGGACGAGCGUAUGCGGCUGCUGCUGCGGGAGGGCGCCGGCACGCCGGCCGACGACGAGGCGGACGAGCUGCGGCUGCCGGACUACUACGACGCGCGCAAGUUCCGGCUGGGCCAGCAGGCCUUCUACAACAACGUGUUCGUCAUGAUGAUCGCCAAGCUGUCGGGUCUGCUGACGCUGCUGGCCGUGCCCUCCAUCCUCGAGAUCCUCGUCUUCACCAAGCAGAGCGGCACGCCCUGCACGGCCUUCCGCAGAUACGUCUCCACGAUACUGCACACCUUCGUCUGGUACGAGAAGGAGCCCCAGAAGCAGCACGAGUUCUUCGAGUCGCUGAAGAACGUGCGCAGGAAGCACUGCGUGGUCUCUCGGCGCAGCGCCGAUGCGGGCCUCGGCAGGAUAUCCCAGCUGGACAUGGCCUUGACGCAGUUCGGCUUCAUCGGGUUCACCCUGCUGAGCGGCGAGCAGCUGGGCGUCUGCGCGACCGAGGCCGAGCUCGAGGGUCUGGUCCACUUCUGGCGGGUCGUCGGCAGGCUGCUCGGAAUGCAGGAGAGGUUCAACGUGUGCAGUGGCUCGGCCGAGGAGUGUCGGGCGAUCUGCAGGCGGCUGCUGGACGACGUAUUCCUGCCGUGCUUCGCCCUCAAGAGCAAAAGCUUCGACGAAAUGGGCCGCGUGCUGCUGGAGGGCUUGUGGCCGGUCAAUCCGCACCUGGACCCCAAGGCUUACACCGCCUUCACCUUGCACCUGGCCAUUUCCGCGGCAACCAACAACAACCACUCGGUGGUUAUCGACACCGAGUCGAUGGGCCUCUACAGCAGACUCAUGCUCAACGUGCAGCUGAUGGUGCACCGCUACCUGAUGCCUCCCUCCUACUGGUGGUCCAAAUACUUCCGCUUCUUCUUCAACGCGCAGAUGAGGCUGGCUAUUUACCUCACCGAGAAGUUCCCCUUCCUGGCCUACUGGAUGUUCGGCAGGCACAAGGCGCACGUCAACAUCUACAAGUUUCACUACGACUAGUUGACCUAUCGCCACGUUGUGUUGUCGAAGCAACUUGUGGCUACUGUGCCGUGUCCUUCGUACAUUUACACUGUUUUCUUUUGAUACUGCUUAGUUUGUUUACGCCAAUUUUUCUAAGCUGACGCAUCGAUUGUUCAAACAAUAAAGCUUUGUUACGAAAAAUCACGAGUGCAGUCGUGGCUACUGAUC